Coregonus sp. 'balchen' is the source of this 31290-nucleotide messenger RNA. NCBI's taxonomy places the organism in Eukaryota, Metazoa, Chordata, Actinopteri, Salmoniformes, Salmonidae. The record is from the annotation of a GenBank genome assembly.
AUGAACUGGUCAGCACUAGAGAGCCUCCUCAGCGGGGUCAACAAGUACUCCACUGUGUUUGGCCGUGUGUGGCUGUCCAUGGUGUUUGUGUUCCGUAUCAUGGUGUUUGUGGUUGCCGCCCAGCGCGUGUGGGGAGACGAGAGCAAGGACUUUGUGUGCAACACCAGGCAGCCCGGCUGCACCAACGUCUGUUACGACAGCAUCUUCCCCAUCUCACACAUCCGCCUGUGGGCCCUCCAGUUAAUCUUCGUCACCUGUCCAUCUCUCAUGGUCGUGGCUCACGUCAAGUACCGCGAGGGGAAGGAUUCAAAGUACGCUUCUCAGCACAAGGGCUCUCACCUGUAUGCCAACCCGGGGAAGAAACGUGGAGGCCUGUGGUGGACCUACCUGGUCAGCCUGAUCUUCAAGGCCGGGGUUGAUGCAGCCUUCCUCUACAUUCUCUACUAUAUCUACCAAGGCUAUGACAUGCCACGUCUCUCGAAGUGUGCCCUCGAACCUUGCCCCAACACAGUGGACUGCUACAUAUCCAGGCCCACAGAGAAGAAGAUCUUCACCAUCUUCAUGGUGGUCUCCUCAGCCGUCUGCAUCUUCAUGUGCAUCCUGGAGAUGUUCUAUCUGGUGGGCAAGCGGUUACAGAAGGUGCUCAAAGUACAGCAGGCCAACGAGAGACUUCUCUUCGCUGAGUGCCAUGAGGUCACCAACAUCGCUCCGCCGAGGUCAUCAUAUAUCAGGGUAGAUCCAACUAUUGGGAGCCAAGAGAACAUCAGCAGACAGAAGAAGACAGAGGAGGCUGCUGCCACAAGCCUGUAGCCCUGAUCUGUUUGAUUUUGGUGCAUAUUAGACUGAAACAUUUCGGAAGUUUACAUACACUUAGGUUGGAGUAAUUAAAACUUGUUUUUCAACCACUCCACAAAUUACUUGUUAACAAACUAUAGUUUUGGCAAGUCGGUUAGGACAUCUACUUUGUGCAUGACACAAGCAAUUUUUCCAACAAUUGUUUACAGACAGAUUAUUUCACUUAUAAUUCACUGUAUCACAAUUCCAGUGGGUCAGAAGUUUACAUACACUAAGUUGACUGUGCCUUUAAACAGCUUGGAAAAAUCCAGAAAAUGAUGUCAUGGCUUUAGAAGCUUCUGAUAGGCUAAUUGACAUCAUUUGAGUCAAUUGGAGGUGCACCUGUGGAUGUAUUUCAAGGCCUACCUUCAAACUCAGUGCCUCUUUGCUUAACAUCAUGGGAAAAUCUAAUGAAAUUAGCCAAGACCCCAGAAAAAGAAUUGUAGACCUCCAUAAGUCUGGUUCAUCCUUGGGAGCAAUUUCCAAACGCCUGAAGGUACCACGUUCAUCUGUACAAACAAUAGUACGCAAGUAUAAACACCAUGGGACCACGCAGCGAUCAUACCGCUCAGGAAGGAGACGCAUUCUGUCUCCUAGAGAUGAAUGUACUUUGGCCACUGCUCCAAAACCGCCAUGAAAAAGCCAGACUACGGUUUGCAACUGCACAUGGGGACAAAGAUCAUACUUAAAAUAGAACUGUUUGGCCAUAAUGACCAUCGUUAUGUUUGGAGGAAAAAGGGGGGCUUGCAAGCCGAAGAACAGCAUCCCAACCGUGAAGCACGGGGGGGGGGGCAGCAUCAUGCUGUGGGGUGCUUUGCUGCAGGAGGGACUGGUGCACUUCACAAAAUAGAUGGCAUCAUGAAGAAGGAAAAUUAUGUGGAUAUAUUGAAGCAACAUCUCAAGACAUCAGCCAGGAAGUUAAAAGCUUGGUCGCAAAUGGGUCUUCCAAAUGGACAAUGACCCCAAGCAUACUUCCAAAGUUGUGGCAAAAUGGCUUAAGGACAACAAAGUCAAGGUAUUGGAGUGGCCAUCAUAAAGCCCUGACCUCAAUCCUAUAGAAAAUGUGUGGGCAGAACUGAAAAAGUGUGUGCGAGCAAGGAGGCCUAUAAACCUGACUCAGUUACACCUGCUCUGUCAGGAGGAAUGGGCCAAAAUUCACCCACCUUACUGUGGGAAGCUUGUGGAAGGCUACCCGAAAUGUUUGACCCAAGUUAAACAAUUUAAAGGCAAUGCUACCACAUACUAAAUUAGUGUAUGUAAACUUCUGACCCACUGGGAAUGUGAUGAACGCUGAAAUAAAUAAUUCUCUCUACUAUUAUUCUGACAUUUCACAUUCUUAAAAUAAAGUGGUGAUCCUAACUGACCUAAGACAGGGAAGUUUUACAAAGAUUAAAUGUCAGGAAUUUUGAAAAACUGAGUUUAAAUGUAUUUGGCUAAGGUGUAUGUAAACUUCCGACUUCAACUGUACUAUGACUGAGAUAUGUGGUUGUCCCACCUAGCUAUCUUAAGCUGAAUGCACUAGCUGUAAAUCACUCUGGAUAAGAGCAUCUGCUAAAUGACUAAAAUGUAAAUACAUAUUGCACUGACUUUGCUGGUAACUACUGUAUGGAGGGGAAAUGUACUUACUAUGACUGAGAUAUGUGGUUGUCCCACCUAGCUAUCUUAAGAUGAAUGCAUUAACUGUAAAUAGCUCUGGAUAAGAUCGUCUGCUAAAUGACUGAUAUAACGUCUUGUCCUAGUGUUGUGGGAACAAAGUUAAAUCUGUUAGAUAGGUAACUCUUGGUGCCACAGAGUCUGAAUGGUAAGGAUUCCAGUAUGUCGAGGGAGCUUACUGGUGCUUAUCUUAGAAUUAUUGAUUGAUGGAAUAUACUGACUUGAGUACAAGCUGGUACCAUCAGGGUGGGGAGUGUCCACUGAAGAUUGUCAGAUGUUGUUGAAGAAACAUGUAACAUGAAGUAUAUAAACUGAGAGAUUUCCUUUGUCCAGAGUUCAGAUGACAAGAGGCGAAGCACGUGCCGUUUGUUAUACGAACCCAGUACCGUAUCAAUUAAAUACUUUGCAUCAAGUCUCCAUAUAAUUGUUUAAGUAUAUUCUUGUAUCCUGAAUUACUUGAUACCAGAGAAACACAUCAUAACAGAAUGGCGUCUACGAACGGAAUACAGUUUCAUCCUAGCCGACAGGUAAGCAGACUUUUUUUUUAAUGAUUAUGUUAAACUCUGCUUAUCUGUGGUAAGGCUGAGCUGUAAAGAACGUUUAAAAUUCAAUAUUUUAAAGGGGGAAGAUGAGUUGUAUCGAGUUAUUUAAUGAGAUGUAAGGAGAAAUAUAAAAUUAGACAAUGACAUGGUGCUAUGAUUCAAAACAGGGUUCGUUCAGAUUAAUGAGUAAAGACUACAGAGGAUAAAGAUAUAGGUUUGAGUCCUUUAAUGUGAAAAAGUUGUGAGGUUCAAGUCCUCAACAAGCUUAGGGAUAAAGGUUAGAGUCCUUUGUUAUGAGGUUCAAGUCCUCAACAAGAUUUGUUAAAGGUUGGAGUCAUUUUGGUACAGGUUGGAGUCCUUUGAUGUUUAUAAGCAUCAUAAAGAAUGGGUUUGAGGCCUAUGAUCGGUCCUCUGAGAGUUAGACUACCUUGGUGAAGGGAUAAUUACUCCUUUGUGAAUUACUCAAAACGGCCAGGAGAGAUAGCAGAUACAAUUAAGCAUGUUGAAUCAUAGCACCAAUGACAAAAUAGGCAAAGAUCAAGUUGGGGAUUUGAUUCAAGUACUGUAUUUGAUUACUAAUAUUGCAUGAACUAAUAAUAAAAACAAUAGCGUCAACUUAGUAGACUGGAAUCUGGCAAGACAAUCACAAGAAUAAAUCAGAGCUUCAUUCACCUCGAAGAGAGAGAAAGGAAAUGACUAAAUUAUUACAGACAAAUCCGCAUUUUAAACAAGUCUCUACUAAAAGUAUCGAAAAUCAGACAAUGCGCGAAUGGAUGUUAAGUAAAUUAGAAUUUGUCUAUGGAGAACCAUUUUUCAGUGAUUUAUCAGCAUGGACAGAUAAUGUUUAUCCUCAAGAAGGUUUUUUUAAAAGGGAUAAGUUACAGAUAGCGCGAAAAUAUAUAAUUGAUAAUAUUGCCGUAAGCAAAACGAAAUGGGAUUUAAAGCAUGCGAUUUAAUGAGCGCAUGAUGGCCUGGAAAUAUAAUUAUUAAGGAGAAAAAGUCAGCUAACGAAGUUAAGUAAUUAAAUGGAACAACAUAGGCUAUCUUAUGAACAAAGAGCAGAAAGUAAUUUUAAUCUGAAGGGUACAUAAUAAAUUAUAGAAAUGUGUAUGAUCAUUUGAUAUAAGUUUGGAUAAUAUGUUUUGAUAUAUAACAGACUUAGGUCAUAGAAGAUCAAGGAGUGGUAUUGAGAGCGGAAUGGUGUUUUACAAAGUAGUGGAAAGUCGGUAUUUUCUGGGUGGAUCCCAUGACAGGCAGGGCAGUGUCCUGGAAACUACAGUCUGUUUUUUUGGUUCCACUGGGAGUAUGUUUGUAGAAGUUGAUUUGUGUCGAUUGAGAAUCGUUAAAAACACGAAGGGAUUGUUUGUUGUGAGUACCUAGGAGUUCUAACAUUCUAGGUGGAUUAUGUGAAUAUAUGGAAAUAUGAUUAAUUUUAUGUGUGUUUAAGUAUACAAUAUGUUAACCCCAAAACGUAGACGUACGUCAGGGGUGGGAAACGAUAAAUAAAACUUUUCGGAGUUGGUGCCAUUUAUGGAUCAUGUGAUAGAGAUAAGGUUUAAGGAAUAAACUGUCCAUAAGGACUGGAAUUGAUAGACGUAACUUAUAACAUAGUACAAAGCCAAUUUAGGGUUUCCAUUAAACUAAUUAUCAUUGAGGAGCUAUGGUGAGGAAGUGAAGGAAUUUCAUUAUGGAUCAGAUGUUAAGACGACAAACCAUUGUAAUUGGGCUAUUUGAGGGAUUUCUUUGUCAUUUCAAUAGCAUUGGGUCAAUGGCAUAGAGUAAAAUCUGGGUUUCUGAGUGUAAUUCAACUGUUGGUAUGUGUUGCUUAGACAGAUAAUGCAGACAGUGUUUGUUUUGUGAUGUAAACUGGAUGAUUUAGCAGCUUGUUUGGUUCAAAUUGAAAGACUCACUUAUGCCACAGGAAUAGCGUGACGAUUUCGAGGUAGUCAUUUUUUUGAGUUGCCUAAUGGUUUGCUAGCUUAAACUACUGUGAAUGGGGUUAUAAUUUAAAAUAUUGAAUUGGAUAUGGAUAUUAAUUGAAUAUAUGCUUGUCAACUACAGCAAGUGUUUGUUGUAUUACCUGUAGCCUAAGUAGUAGGGACAGUUACCUAAAUGUACUGAAUUCUAAUAACAGCGGAUUGACAAUUGCGAUAGAACUGUGGCCAUAAUCUUACGUGAUAACAUUAAUUUCAAAGCAUAGCCAGAUAUGCUAGGGUGAGUGGAGUAUGGUAUGAUGAGGAAGACAAGGAGUGAGAGAUUUUAGGUCAUUUUAUUAUUCUGGAGUAGUAACGAGGAAUUAGAUUGAAACAAACGAUUAUUGAUAUGAGGUAGUACAGUGGAAUUAUCUGCAUCAUGUUUUGUGUGUAAUGACUAUUUUUGGAUUGCUGGUUAUAACUGAAUGUUAACAACAAGUCAACUUUCUGUUACAGGAGAAGGGGGUUUCUUAUCUUUUUCAGAUGUUCCUGAGUAUGUGGUCUUGGGGAGAGAUGUUAGUUGAAUUGGGCAGUUUUGUAAGUAUUAAGAUAUCAGGAGUAGGCAGUGAAGGGAGCUACCAAAUUAAAUAAGGCAAUUUUUUGGUUUUCACACAACCCACCUAUGAAAUGUUAGUUGGAUUGGGUUUUUAUUUUAUUUUAGGGGAUUUUCAAGGGUUAGAAAUGACGUAUCUUAAAGGGACACACACACAUGGAAGUGUUUGAAGUUUUAUUUUCUGAGUGAGUUUUAAUUAAACAUAUGUGAUUUAUUUUGAUAAGAACUGUUAUGAAGUAUUACUAUACACUUGGGAUACGAAAAUGUAUGAAAUGUUUUGAAUGUUGUUAAUGAUUAGUCUACUAUAGAAUGAAACACUUCUUUGAAGGAUUUGAAUGACCUCUGACCUCUGUUCUAACUUUCUAGUGUGAUUUGAUCACCCACACUGGAAACCCGAGAGGCAUAGGAUGGUGAAUUUAAGGUCAUUUAUUAUAACGAGUUGAGGGUAAUUUGUAAUACUGAUAAUUAUGACGAAGUUUAUGGUUCAUAAUCCUAUAUAUGAUUCGGACCAUGACAAGGACAGAGAGAGAGUGCUAGCCCUGUAUGAGGGAUAAGUGUCGCUAGUCAAUUUUACUAUUCCUGAAUUACUUUAUGGGAUACAAUUAAGUUAAGAUAUUAUCAAAGGUUGUCAUUCUAAUUUCAUUUAUUAUUUUGAUUUAACAGGCACUGUUGUUGUUUUAUUUUUUGAACCCAUGAAUCACGAUGUGAGUCAUGUGACCAGAAGGGGGAAUUACUGGUCUUUGUGGUAAAUAUGCGAAUUGUAUUAAGAAUAUGAGCAGUAGUAAUUCAUGUGUUAUGGUUUAGAUGGAAUGUGUUAUGUGCAAAUGAGCCUGUCUCUGAAAGAUAAUAGACUACAACGAGAUGCAUGAAUGUGCACUUCCUAAUCUCAAGGCUUCUCCUGACUGAUGAGAAGACAUGGUACAGUAGCAUACUGUGUCUCACCUAACAAUGUUCUUAAGACUUUCUUCUCACGGGUGAAGGUUUCUCUGCCCAACCUAGAAGGAGAAUCUGUGAGUUGUAUAUGCUGGAGACUUUGUGGCGGUUAAAGACUACAGAAGAAAUAGCUGGAAAUACCCUAGGUAGAGGGGCCCGUACCAGGUGUUGCUGACUACCUCGAUGAUGGUGAAAGUGGCAGAGACAGAUAUCUAGAUCUAUGUGUCUCACUGUAGGAGAGUUCCAACCCCAGAAGAGGAAGAUGGCCUCGCCAUUGGGUAGCGUUAUUUUAUUUUGUGUCUGUAUGUGUCUGUGUCUUUGCAGUAGUGACUCCGAGCUUCCCUAUUGGUAAGCUGCCAGAAGGACACUCUCCGAAGACCGAUGUUGGUGAAUUGAGAGGGAAUCUGCCUGAUCCGAGAUCCUAGUGACGGAAGAUUGUCCCGAGCCAAAGAGACCAUACAUCGUCACCCAGGCUACACCAACUGCUGUACAAAUAGAGGGGAGCUUGCCCUGGUAUCAUCUAAACCACUUCGCCAGAGUACCAUGAGGAAACCGCCGACCUAGCGAUGAGGGAGCUGAGGAUGAUGGAGCUGGCCAGUAUCAUGAGAUGGGAGGAUGACAAGGGGAAGGCUACUGAUGAGCUACAUGCUCUGGCUGAUUCGACAGGGUGAUAAGGAGAGUAUAUUAGCAAUUGGUAUUAAGAAUAAUUGGUAAAACAUAAUAAUUUGUCAUAUAGUCAAUGCUUAUAUGGUUUUCUUGGACCAGAUAUGAACUUAACUAAACUGUUAUGAUCUGUCCUCUCUCUCUCUAACUACAGAUGGUGUCUGGAAUGCAUAGCAGGGAUAAUUCGGUCAAGAACGGUGUGAACCUCAACAACAACAAAAAAUACGCUUCUAAACCAGCUGAAGAUGAGCAACAAGGCAUUGAAUACGGUCCUGUCCAGCACCACUUCUACCUGCAACCGAUGUAUAGCAUCCAAUCGAAGCUAUCAACUGUCUUUUAUCUCAUGCUUUUCUCGCGGGAGUCCAUGUGGAGUGGGCAUGGAGAGAGAUCCGUUAAAAUAUAACAUUUCUCAUGUUGUUGGUAUAUUGGUUGGCAAAUGGACGAGACAGAAUGGGGGGUAGAGAUGGUAGCUGCUCGGAUGAGACAUUGAAAUUGGGACAUUAUCAUGGGCAAUUCAAGUUGAACUAUGAAGCUGUCUGAAGAACAUAAUGAAGAAACGCCAGAAGAUUGAGUGGCGGGGAAGGACGGGGUUGGUCAGCUGUGUCCAUAAUUAAUUUGGACUUCUCUAAAUUUGAUAAUUUGGGUAUGAGGUUGAUGUAGAAGGUAUAUACACUGCUACAUUUAUAGUAAUUUGGACUAAGAAUGCAUUGUGAUAGUGAUCUGUAGUUAUUCUCAUGAUGAGGAAGGUAAUACUAGAAUUCUGGAUAGUUAUACUGUAUGUUAAUAUGUGUACAUUCUGACAGGGGUAAUGUGUGCUAAGUUGAGGGUUUUUAACUUUGAGUGAUAGGACCAAUGUGAAUCACUGAGAAUUGUCAUGCUAAAGUUGGGAUAAUUAAUUUGAUUGUCACGCUGACAUUGAGAUCUCUAGUUGGGUUGGUCAGGGUGUGAAAUCAAAUGUAUAUAUUUCAAUGUUGGUUCCCAAUCAGAGGCAGCUGUCGGUCGUUGUUUCUGAUUGGGGAUCAUACUUAGGCAGCCAUGUUGCCUACCUUAGUUGUGGGAUCUUGUUUCUGUUUGGCUUGUUUGAUGUUUAGCCUCUUGAACUUCAUGUUCUGUUGGAUUUUGUUAUUUUGUAGGUGUUUAUUAAAAUAAACGACUAUGUACGCAUACCGCGCUGCACCUUGGUGCGAUCCUUUACACAACGAACGUGACAGAAGAUCCCACCACCAACGGACCAAGCAGCGUGGCCAGGAGGAGCAGACAUGCUGGACAUGGGAGGAGAUAUUGGCCGGUAAGGGACCCUGGGCGAAGGAAGAAGCCCAGGCAGGAAAGGAAAAACGGCGACUCAAACACGGGGUGGUUGGCGACGCAGCAGGAGGCCCUGAAAGGGCUGACUGUGAAGGAGGAGAGAGCUAUAGAGGAGGCCACUCUGAAGAUGGAGGCCCUCCAAGUAGCUAAAGACCUGCAGCUCAGCACUCUGAGAGAGGAGGCCACCACCUUACAGGAGCUGUUAGUUAAGAGGGAGCAGGAGCUCUCCCUUCAGAAGGAGGCGCUGCAGGAGGCCCACAGGGAGAAGGAGUCAGUGGAUGCACGGAGAGAGGAGCCUGCCAGGCAACAGGAGGAGCUGAGAGAGGAGUUAACCCUCCAGCAGCAGAGUGCUCGGUCCUUAGAGCAGAGGCUGGCGGAGCCAGGUUUAGCAGAGCCAACUCCCCGCACUCGCUUUGAGGAGCGUGUGACCGUGCAGGCACCAGGCUAUGCACCGGCUUUACGCCUUCACAGACCGGUACGGCCGUGCCUGCUCCUCGCACCUAACCAGUGGUGCGUGUCUCCAGUCCGAUACGGCCCGUACCUGUUCCUCGCACCUAACCAGUGGUGCGUGUCCCCAGCCUGGUACGGCCCGUGCCUGCUCCUCGCACCAAACUAGUGGUGCAUGUCUCCAGCCCCCUGCGCCCCGUACCUGCUCCUCGCACCAAACCAGUGGUGCGUGUCUCCAGCCUGGUACGGCCCGUGCCUGCUCCUCGCACCAAACCAGUGGUGCGUGUCCACAGCCCAGUGUGUCCUGUGCCAGCGCCCCGCACUGGCACGAAGCCUCCAGUGAUGAUCCAUGGCAUGAAGCCUCCAGUGAUGAUCCAUGGCAUGAAGCCUCCAGUGAUGAUCCAUGGCACGAAGCCUCCAGUGAUGAUCCAUGGCCCGAAGCCUCCAGUGAUGAUCCAUGGCCCGAAGCCUCCAGUGAUGAUCCAUGGCCCGAAGCCUCCAGUGAUGAUCCAUGGCACGAAGCCUCCAGUGAUGAUCCAUGGCACAAAGCCUCCAGUGAUGAUCCAUGGCACAAAGCCUCCAGUGAUGAUCCAUGGCACGAAGCCUCCAGUGAUGAUCAAUGGCACGAAGCCUCCAGUGAUGGUCCAUGGCCCGGAGCCUACUGCGACGGUCUGCAGUCCAGAGCCUCCAGCUCCGGUCAGCUGCUUUAAUCCAGUGCCAGAGCAGUCCGCUCCACCGGUGCAUAGUCCAGCGCCGGUCAGCUGCUCCACUCCAGUCAUCUACCUAUAUUGUAGUCUACAUGUAACUUAGGAAUUGUUAGGAGGCAAUGUAUUUCCUUGGAUGAUGUCAUGAUGUUAAGCAUUUAUUUUUAUGUAUGUUUUUCUUGUAUGGUCUAUGUGGGAUUUUUCCUGGUACAGUUGAAGUCAGAAGUUUACAUAGACGUAGGUUGGAGUCAUUAAAACCCGUUUUUCAACCACUCCACAAAUUUCUUGUUAACAAACUAUAGUUUUGGCAAGUCGGUUAGGACAUCUACUUUGUGCAUGACACAAGUCAUUUUUCCAACAAUUGUUUACAGACGGAUUAUUUCACUUAUAAUUCACUGUAUCACAAUUCCAGUGGGUCAGAAGUUUACAUACACUAAGUUGACUGUGCCUUUAAACAGCUUGGAAAAUUCCAGAAAAUGAUGUCAUGGCUGUAGAAGCUUCUGAUAGGCUAAUUGGCAUCAUUUCAGUCAAUUGGAGGUGUACCUGUGGAUGUAUUUCAAAGCCUACCUUCAAACUCAUGGGAAAAUCAAAAGAAAUUAGCCAAGACCUCAGAAAAGAAAUUGUAGACCUCCACAAGUCUGGUUAAUCCUUGGGAGCAAUUUCCAAACGCCUGAAUGUAUCACGUUCAUCUGUACAAACAAUAGUACGCAAGUAUAAACACCAUGGGACCACGCAACUGUCAUACUGCUCAGGAAGGAGACGCGCUCUGUCUCCUAGAGAUGAACGUACUUUGUGUGAAAAGUGCAAAUCAAUCCCAGAACAACAGCAAAUGACCUUGUGAAGAUGCUGGAGCAAACAGGUUCAAAAGUAUCUAUAUCCACAGUAAAACGAGUCCUAUAUCGACAUAACCUGAAAGGCCGCUCAGCAAGGAAGAAGCAACUGCUCCAAAACCACCAUAAAAAAGCCAGACUACGGUUUGCAACUGCACAUGGGGACAAAGAUUGUACUUUUUUGAGAAAUGUCCUCUGGUCUGCUGAAACAAAAAUAGAACUGUUUGGCCUUAAUGACCAUCAUUAUGUUUGGAGGAAAAGGGGGAAGGCUUGCAAGCCGAAGAACACCAUCCCAACCGUGAAGAACGGGGGUGGCAGCAUCAUGCUGUGGGGGUGCUUUGCUGCAGGAGGGACUGGUGCACUUCACAAAAUAGAUGGCAUCAUGAGGAAGGAAAAUUAUGUGGAUAUAUUGAAGCAACAUCUCAAGACAUCAGUCAGGAAGUUAAAGCUUGGUCGCAAAUGGGUCUUCCAAAUGAACAAUGACCACAAGCAUACUUCCAAAGUUGUGGCAAAAUGGCUUAAGGACAACAAAGUCAAGGUAUUGGAGUGGCCAUCACAAAGCCCUGACCUCAAUCCUAUAGAACAUUUGUGGGCAGAACUGAAAAAAUGUGUGCGAGCAAGGAGGCCUACAAACCUGACUCAGUUACACCAGCUCUGUCAGGAGGAAUGGGCCAAAAUUUACCCAAUUUAUUGUGGGAAGCUUGUGGAAGGCUACCCGAAACGUUUGACCCAAGUUAAACAAUUUAAAGGCAAUUCUACCAAAUACUAAUUGGGUGUAUGUAAACUUCUGACCCACUGGGAAUGUGAUGAAAGAAGUAAAAGCUGAAAUAAAUCAUUCUCUCUACUAUUAUUCUGACAUUUCACAUUCUUAAAAUAAAGUGGUGAUCCUAACUGACCUAAGACAGGGAAUUUUUACUAGGAUUAAAUGUCAGGAAUUGUGAAAAACUGAGUUUAAAUGUAUUUGGCUAAGGUGUAUGAAAACUUCAGACUUCAACUGUACAUACUGUAUAGGUAGGGGUAAAGUGAUUAGGCAACAGGAUAGAUAAUAAACAGUAGCAGCAGCAUAUGUGAUGAGUCAAAAGAGUUAGUGCAAAGAGGGUCAAUGCAGAUAGUCCAGGUAGCUUUUUGGUUAACUAUUUAGUAGUCUUAUGGCUUGGGGGUAUAAGCUGUUCAGGGUCCUGUUGGUUCCAGACUUGGUGCAUCGGUACCGCUUGCCAUGCGGUAACAGAGAGAACAGUCUAUGACUUGGGUGGUGGAGUCUUUGACAAUUUUUAGGGCCUUCCUCUGACACUGCCUGUUAUAGAGGUUCCAACCGCCGUGUCUUUGUGAGACGCAUAGUAGGUGAACAGAUUAUAUCUGAAAGGGUUGGUGUGAGGUGUGACCCAGGUGCGGUGCAGGUUAGACAGUAGGCAGUAGGCAGAGAUGGUGAAACAAGGAACUUUACUGAUGGUCCCGAAGCCAGGAUACAAAAUAAAGGACUUUACACGAAAAGGAAAGGCGGAGCAAAUAAGACUCCAAAAAACAGGCAUACAGCCAAAAAUACGAAAUACUAACUAUGACUGAAAUAAUAACUAAACAGGGAGAACACUUCUCACGUACCUGUCCAUACGUUCCGCGAUUAGACACUGAUUAGUACUGCUUGGCAUGGUGAAACUAGCAGAGAAAACUGAGCAAGGGAACACAGGGAAGUGAGGGCAUAACUUAACCAGUAUGGCUACCACAGCAUUCUGCAGCGAUACGCCAUCCCAUCUGGUUUGCGCUUAGUGGGACUAUCAUUUGUUUUUCAACAGGACAAUGACCCAACACACCUCCAGGCUGUGUAAGGGAUUUUUGACCAAGAAGGAGAGUGAUGGAGUGCUGCAUCAGAUAACCUGGCCUCCACAAUCACCCGACCUUAACCCAAUUGAGAUGGUUUUGGAUGAGUUGGACCGUAGAGUGAAGGAAAAGCAGCCAACAAGUGCUCAGCAUAUGUGGGAACUCCUUCAAGACUGUUGGAAAAGCAUUCCAGGUGAAGCUGGUUGAGAGAAUGCCAAGAGUGUGCAAAGCUGUCAUCAAGGCAAAGGGUGGCUACUUUGAAGAAUCUCAAAUAUAAAAUAUAUUUUGAUUUGUUCAACACUUUUUGGCUACUACAUGAUUCCAUAUGUGUUAUUUCAUAGUGUUGAUGUCUUCACUAUUAUUCUACAAUGUAGAAAAUAGUAAAAAUAAAGAAAAACCCUGGACUGAGUAGGUUUUUUAUCCAUGUCACGCCCUGGCCUUGAGAGGCCGGUUGUCUUUAGUUGGUUUGGUCAGGGUGUGAAUUUCUAUGUGUUGAUCUAGUUUUGUAUUUCUAUGUUGGCCGGGUGUGGUUCCCGAUCAGAGGCAGCUGUCUAUCGUUGUCUCUGAUUGGGGAUCAUACUUAGGCAGCCAUGUUGCCUACCUUAGUUGUGGGAUCUUGUUUGUGUUCCUGUUAGGCUUGUUGUGUGUAUAGCCCAUAGGACUUCACAUUUUCGUUGUUUUGUUAUUUUGUCAAGUGUUUAUUCGUCUUAAUAAACAUGUACGCAUACCACGCUGCACCUUGGUCUGACCCGUCUCUCAACGAUCGUGACAAUCCAACCACAGAAGUCCACUCUCAAUGUUCAAAAUACACCAGGGAACAUAAUUUGGGCACAGAAGAUCAAUAGUUUACUUUUUUAAAUACUCUGGAUUAAGUUUUAUCACACGCACAUACAGGUUUUUGCCAAAAUUAAGGAAACACCAACAAAAAGUGUCGAGAAGGCUGCAGUUUGGGCAGCAUGUGCACCAAAUAUAGGCUACAGCUUGUUGCUUUGUGGCCAUAAACAUAUAAUCCAUAGAAGGGUUUUGUAACCCUGUGUCACGACUCCCUCCGAAGCUGCCACCUCUCCUUGUUCGGGCAGGCUUCGGCGUUUGUCAUCACCAGCCUUCUAGCCACUACCGCUCCUCAUUUCAUCAUUCCAUUGGUUUUGUCUUGUUCCUUACACACACCUGGUUCAUAUCCCCUCAUCAGUACCUGUAUAAGUGUUCCCUCUGCCCCCUUGUCUUUGUGUGUGAUUGUUUAUUGUGAGGAUAGUGAAGCUCGGUGGAGCUCCUUGUAUUUUGCAUCGCUGGGUUAUUUUCCCAGUGUGCCUUGUUGGUUCCAGUGCGCCUGUUUAGCGCACUGGACUGUUUUGACGCAUUACUGCGUAACUCUGUUUUCCGGAAUAAAUCCUGUUAUUCUGUGAUUUACCCUCAGGCGCCUGACUCCUUCAACUCACCCAUCACACCCCGGGGCCUAUGAUUUCUUAAUCCGGUCCUGCAAAUGCAUCCAACAAGUUUGUAGUCACAAGCUUGAUGUAGUUAUAGUGUGCAAGGAAUAAGUGAAUUAGUCCAAAUACUUAUGAAGUCUUCAAAUGGGGGGACUAGGUACAUAAAGUGCUUUCAUUUCUAAACGGUAAAACUGAUACUGUAUGUAUGAAAAUUACCUCAUAUGAACAAUAUGUAUAGAGGCAAAUUUAGAAUUUUAGCUUCACUGUCCAAAUACAUACAGGGAUGAAAAUGUGUGUAUUUUUAAAGAUACAUAUAUUCAUAUGUAUUUUUUUAAAUAAUUAAGGCACUGUCCAGAACCCCUAACUCUAUGUAGAGGGCUUAGUAGUAGGCUAGGUCAGGUCUAGUCCCCAAUAAAAAUGGCAGUAUAGAAUAUCAAAGGAAACCUGUUUCUAACCUAUUCAAUUGAAUGUUUAUUGUUCUCAUGACUCAGAGGCCGAUGGCCAUAACAAAAGCAACGACACCCACUCUCAGUCAUUUUGAAAUGUGCAACGUUCACCUCACUCACUCAGAACACCAUGCAAAUGAAAUCACCUCUCACUCUUCAACAAAACAGUAUUUGCAUCGCCACCACAGACAAUUCAAUACCCCUUUUCCAACUGCAUGCUUUACACAAUAUAAAGGCAACAACAACCUUUAUACAAUUCAAAAGGCCACAACAAUCUUUGUACGGUUCAAAAGCUACAACAAAAAUACAGAUAAAUUCAAAAGCACUCCUUUUUCUGAAAUCAUCUCUUUUUACUCUCUCUCACAGGUUCUAUCCCCCCGUCUGUGUUCUGAAGUCUCAGCCCACACUGCCUCUCUCUCUCUCUCUCUCUCUCUCUCUCAGCUAAAACGCCUUUUAAAAUAGAACACACUCCAUCCGCAGCACAGCACAUUGCCUGCCUGCCCAGUUACAUAAGCGACACCUGUAGAAACCUCCUACAAUUCAAUUUCUCCAUUAUCAAAACACCUUCUCCCUCACUCUAUUCUUCCCUCUGUCAUCUAACCACAAUAGCCAUUUCCUUUAGUGCUCUCUCGUUGCCAUGGCUUACACAGUUUAUUGUCCCUCAUUCAAGAAUUGUCUGAUCCCACUGGGCACAGACGUCUAUUCCACGUUGGUUCAACGUUAUUUAAUUGAAACGACGUGGAAACAAUGUCGAUUCAACAAGUGUGUGCCCAGUUAGAUGGGUCUAUCAUUCAAAUAUCAAUUGAUGGCAGCCGAUAAGGAAGAGCGAGGGUGUCAGAUGUAGCUAGCACCUGGCAGAUAGUCUACUGCAUGAUUCACCCACUCGGCUACACCCACUCAUGCAGUGUCCUAGCUGGCUUCAUAUCACACAUACUGUAGAAACAAGCACACAGCAUGCACCCCCACAUACUCCUUGUCAAAAAUGCAGGACCAAAAUAUAUUUUAAAAAAAUUAUUGAGUGAGAAAAUAAACAUGUUUAAUCGUAAAUAUGUUCUUAUCUGUAUUCUCUAAUGAUAAUAAUGAUGAUGAUACAUAGAACUGUGAGUGAGUGCCAGUCUGUUUGUGCUAUAAUGCCAACUCCCUUCAAUCAUUCCCAAAUGAAAGAAAUACUACAGUUUACUAUAGAAUACUACAGUACUUACUAUAUAAUUAUAUUGUAAACUGUAGUAUACUGUAGAAUACUAAGCUACACACUGUAUUAUCCCUCAAUCAUGUGUAGUACUCACUAUAGAAUGUUGUAGAAUACUAUAGUAAAUACUACUGUUACAAAGGCUCAUGGCAGCAACCAGGUUUUUCCUCUACUCUGGGUAUGCCCCUCCCUGGUAAUUACCAUACCUGUUCCCACUGAACUAAUUGAGAUACCUGCACUAUUUAGGCUGCAGUUUUCCCUCUUAGCUUUCAGUUGUGCUGGUGAUUCCAUGGGGUGGCCAUCUUGCCUUUGAACCUUCUUUGUUGUGUGUGACUGACCAAAAAUCACAACAAUUCCAUAACCUCCAAACAACCCAAUGUGUUGUGUGUAAUAAAAUCAAGUAUUGGAUUCCACCUCCUCACUCCUGUAACAUCAUGUACCAUAGCGGUAGCAACAGCCCUGAACCUAACUUACAGCCCACCCUAGUCCUAGCCAGUCCUUUUCAACUACAGUAUUACCCGCAAAAAAAGCACUGUAGUAAAUAAUACAGUAACGUCCUCAAAAACACUACAGUAAGCAAAACCAUUUUUUAAACUAUAGUAAAUACUACAGUAUUAAUUUGCAUAUACCCUGCCCAUUCCAAAAGUGAGAAACCUACAUUCCAAAUAUAGACCCUGUAUUGUGUUCCCUACAGUUUAUAGAAAGAGAAGAAGCACUGAACUAUCUGUUCAGACCUACCUACAUGUUAUAGAAAAGUGUAGCUCAAUUGGUAGAGCAUGGCGCUUGUAACGCCAGGGUAGUGGGUUCAAUCCCCGGGACCACCCAUACGUAAAAAUGUAUGCACACAUGACUGUAAGUCGCUUUGGAUAAAAGCAUCUGCUAAAUGACAUAUUAUUAUUAUAAGUUCUGAUCUAUCCGUUCAGGCCUACCUACCUAGAUGGAAAAUGUGCUCUUUUAGUAUUUUUCCAAUAGGUUUCCAGAAGGAGAAAGCCUCCACUUCUAUGUCAAAGAUAAUAAAACAAAGACACUAUAGUAAAUACUACAGUCGUUUCUGCUAAAACACUACAGUAAAUAUUACAGUAUAGUACAGUCCACAAAAACAGUAAAUACUGCAGUAUACAACAAUCCACAAAAAACACUACUUCAAUUACUAUGGUAUUACUACCGUUUUUUUUACCACAGUAUUUAUACUAUAGUUACCUGUAAAUACUACAGUAUAUAACAGUAAAUACUGCAGUAUUAACUGUACUUUAGUCCGCAAAAAGACUACAGUGAAUACCUCACCUUGCUCGGGCAGGCUUCGGCGUUCGUCGUCACCGGAGUACUAGCUGCCACCGAUCCAUGUUUCUGUGUUCUACUUGUUUUGUCUUGAUUUCACACACCUGAUUCCCAUCACGUUAAUUUGUUUCCCUAUUUUACCCUCUGGUUUCCUCAUGGUGUUGUGCGUGAUUGUUCGUUGUUUUGCUGUCGUUCUUGUGAGCUGGUAUUUUUUUCUUCCCUGCGUGGAAGAUAUGCUCUGUUACUUUUGUUAAGUAAAGUACGUCGUUUACUAAGUUAUGUGUCCUGAGCCUGACUCCUUCCUACCGCUACACACUGACACAUGACAUCAGUAAGGUCUGCAAAAACACUACAGUGAAUAUUAUAGUAUUUACAGUGCAUUCGGAAAGUAUUCAGAAACCUUCACUUUUUCUACAUUUUGUUACGUUACAGCCUUUUUCUAAAAUUGAUUAAAUCGUGUUUCCCCUUCAUCAAUCUACACACAAUACCCCAUAAUGACAAAACAUAAACAGGUUUUUAGAAAUGUUUGCAAAUGUAUUACAAAUAAAAACUGAAAUAUCACAUUUACAUAAGUAUUCAGACCCUUUACUCAGUACUUUGUUCAAGCACCUUUGGCUGCGAUUACAGCCUCACAUCUUCUUGGGUACAGUGAUGUAAAGUACUACUUAAGUAGGUUUUUGGGGUAUCUGUACUUUACUUUACUAUUUAUAUUUUUGACAACUUUAUACUUUUACUUCACUACAUUCCUAAUGAAAAUUAUGUACUUUUUACUCCAUACAUUUUCCCUGGCACCCAAAAGUACUCGUUACAUUUUGAAUGCUUAGCAGGACAGGACAGUUGUCUAAUUCACACACUUAUCAAGAGAACAUCCCUGGUCAUGCCUACUGCCUCUGAGCUGGUGGACUCACUAAACACAUGCUUUGUUUGUAAAUUAUGUCUGAGGGUUGGAGCGUGCCCCUAGCUAUCCGUAAGUAAAUUUAAAAAACAAGAAAAUGGUGCCGUCUGGUUUGCUUAAUAUAAGGAAUUUGAAAUGAUUUAUACUUUUACUUUUCAUACUUAAGUACCAAACCAAAUACUUUUAGACUUUUACUGAAGUAGGAUUUUACUGGGUGACUUUCACUAUUACUUGAGUCAUUUUCUAUUAAAGUAUCUUUACUUUUACUCAAGUAUGACAAUUGGGUACUUUUUCCACCACUGCUUGGGUAUGACACUAAAAGCUUGGCACACCUGUAUUUGGGGAGUUUCUCCCAUUCUUCUCUGCAGAUCCUCUCAAGCUCUGUCAGGUUGGAUGGGGAGCGUCGCUGCACAGCUAUUUUCAGGUCUCUCCAGAUAUGUUAGAUCGGGUUCAAGUCCGGGCUCUGGCUGGGCCACUCAAGGACAUUCAGAGACUUGUCCUGAAGCCACUCCUGCGUUGUCUUGGCUGUGUGCUUAGGGUCGUUGUCCUGUUGGAAGGUGAACCUUCGCCCCAGUCUGAGGUCCUGAGCGCUCUGGAGCAGGUUUUCAUCAAGGAUCUCUCUGUACUUUGCUCCGUUCAUCUUUCCCUCGAUCCUGACUAGUCUCCAAGUCCCUGUCACUGAAAAACAUCCCCACAGCAUGAUGCUGCCACCACCAUGCAUCACCGUAGGGAUGGUGCCAGGUUUCCUCCAGACUUGACGCUUGGAAUUCAGGCCAAAAAGUUCAAUCUUGGUUUCUUCAGAUCAGAGAAUGUUGUUUCUCAUGGUAUGAGAGUCCUUUAGGUGCCUUUUGGCAAACUCCAAGCAGGUUGUCAUGUGCCUUUUAUUGAGGAGCAUUUAUAGUUAUUAUGGAUCCACAUUAGCUGCUGCCAAGGCAUAAGGUGUAUUUUUAUCUGUUUUUUAAAUCUGAUUCUACUGCUUGCAUUAGUUACCUGAUGUGGAAUAGAGUUCCAUGUAUUCAUGGUUCUAUGUAGUACUGUGCGCCUCACAUAGUCUGUUCUGGACUUGGGGACUGUGAAGAGACCUCUGGUGGCAUGUCUUGUGGGGUAUGCAUGAGUGUCUGAGCUGUGUGCUAGUCGUUUAAACAGACAGCUCUGGGCUUUCAACAUGUCAAUACCGCUCACAAAUACCAGUAGUGAUGAAGUCAAUCUCUCCUCUACUUUGAGCCAGGAGAGAUUGACAUGCAUAUUAUUAAUGUUUGCUCUCUGUGCACAUCCAAGGGCCAGCCGUGUUGCCCUGUUCUGAACCAAUUGCAAUUUUCCUAAGUCCCUCUUUGUAGCAACUGACCACACAACUGAACAGUAGUCCAAGUGCGACAAAACUAGAGCCUGUAGGACCUGCCUUGUUGAUAGUGCAGUUAAGAAGGUAGAGCAGCGCUUUAUUAUGGACAGACUUCUCCCCAUCUUAGCUACUGUUGUAUCAGUAUGUUUUGACCAUGACAGUUUACAAUCCAGGGUUACUCCAAUAAUAAUAAUAAUAAUAAUAAGCCAUUUAGUAGACGCUUUUAUCCAAAGCGACUUACAGUCGUGCGUGCAUACAUUUUUGUGUAUGGGUGGUCCCGGGGAUCGAACCCACUACCUUGGCGUUACAAGCGCCAUGCUCUACCAGCUGAGCUACAGAGGACCACGAGGUUUAGUCACCUCAACAUGCUCAAUUCCCACAUUAUUUAUUACAGUAUUUAGUUGAGGUUUAGGGUCUGGUGAAUGAUUUGUUCCAAAUACAAUGCUUUUAAUUUUUGAAAUAUUUAGGACUAACUUAUUCCUUGCCACCCAUUCUGAAACUAACUGCAGCUCUUUGUUAAGUGUUGCAGUCAUUUCAGUUGCUGUAGUAGCUGACGUGUAUAGUGUUGAGUCAUCCGCAUACAUAGACACACUGGCUUUACUCAAAGCCAGUGGCAUGUUGUUAGUAAAGAUUGAAAUAAGUAAGGGGCCUAGACAGCUGCCCUGGGGAAUUCCUGAUUAUACCUGGAUUAUGUUGGAGAGGCUUCCAUUAAAGAACACCCUCUGUGUGCUGUUAGACAGGUAACUCUUUAUCCACAAUAUAGCAGGGGGUGUAAAGCCAUGACACAUAUGUCUUUCCAGCAGCAGACUAUGAUCGAUAAUGUCAAAAGCAGCACUGAAGUCUAACAAAACAUCCCCCACAAUCUUUUUAUCAUCAAUUUCUCUCAGCCAACCAUCAGUCAUUUGGGUAAGAACUUGUUGAAUGUUCUUCCCUAUAAGCGUGCUGAAAGUAUGUUGUGAAUUUGUUUACUGUAAAAUAGCAUUGUAUCUGGUCAAACACAAUGUUUUCCAAAACUUUACUAAGGGUUGAUAACAGGCUGAUUGGUCGGCUAUUUCAGCCAGUAAAGGGGGCUUUACUAUUCUUAGGUAGCGGAAUGCCUGAGGGCACACACAUUCUAGUAGACUUAAAUUGAAGAUAUGGCAAAUAGGAGUGGCAAUAUCGUUCGCUAUUAUCCUCAGUAAUUUUCCAUCCAAGUUGUCAGACCCCGGUGGCGUGUCAUUGUUGAUAGACAACAAUACUUUUUUCACCUCUUCCACACUCACUUUAUGGAAUUGAAAAUUACAAUGCUUGUCUUUCAUAAUUUGAUCAGAUAUACUUGGAUGUGUAGUGUCAGCGUUUGUUGCUGCCAUGUUUCUUCUUUUUAUUCAGUUUAGUCACAUGAUUUCUCAAUUUGCAAUACGUUUGUCAAUCGGUUGUGCAGCCAGACUUAUUUGGCAUUCCUUUUGCCUCAUCCCUCUCAACCAUACCAUUUUUCAAUUCCUCAUCAAUCCACAGAGAUUUAACAGUUUUUACAGUCAUUUUCUUAAUGGGUGCAUGCUUAUUAGUAACUGGGAUAAGCAAUUUCAUAAAUGUGUCAAGUGCAACUUUUGUUUGCUCCUCAUUACACACCAUGGACCAACACAUAUUAUUUACAUCAACAACAUAGGAAUCACUACAAAACGUAUUGUAUGACCUCUUUUACACAAUAUUAGGCCCAGCCUUUGGAACUUUGGUUUCCCUAGAUAUGUCUAAUAUAUUGUGAUCACUACAUCCGAUGGAUCUGUAUACUGCUUUCAAGCACAUUUCUGCAGCAUUAGUAAAGAUGUGAUCAAUACAUGUUGAUGAUUUCAUUCCUGUGCUGUUUGUAACUACCCUGGUAGGUUGACUGAUUACUGUUACAGUUUGAAGCAUUUUCUUGAGUGGGCAGCUUGAUGAAAGCCAGUCAAUAUUUCAAUCACCCAGAAAAUAUGCCUCUCUGUUGAUAUCACAUACAUUAUCAAGCAUUUCACACGUUAGAUUUUAGAUUUUAGUCAUUUAGCAGACGCUCUUAUCCAGAGCGACUUACAGGAGCAAUUAGGGUUAAGUGCCUUGCUCAAGGGCACAUUUACGUCAUUUAGCAGACGCUCUUAUCCAGAGCGACUUACAAAUUGGUGCAUUCACCCUAUAGCCAGUGGGAUAACCACUUUACACUUUUUUUUUUUUUUUUUUUUUUGGGGGGGGGGGGUAGAAUGAUUACUUCCAGAUACUGACUGUUAGCACUUGGUGGUCUAUAGCAGCUUCCCACAAGAAUGAGGCAGAUGAACCUGUAGCCAUAUUACUUCAACAGUGUUUAACAUGAGAUCCUCUCUAAUCUUUACAGGAAUGGGGUUCUGAAUAUAAACAGCAACACCUCCACCACUGGCAUUUCUGUCUUUUCUGUAAAUGUUAUAACCCUGUAUUGCUACCACUGUAUCAUCAAAGGUAUUGUCUAAGUGCGUUUCAGAGAUAGUAGUAAGUUAUUAAUUUCAUGAAUCUUGUUUCUUAAGCUACAUAUGUUAACGUGGGCUAAUUUGAGCACUUUUCUGGGAUGCUUGCUUGUUUUCAUUGCUUUACUGGGAAGCUUAGCAGAAGUAGAUAUUCUCGUGUUAUUUGUGUUAGUGCAGGGUGAGCUGCACACAGUGGACUUCCUACUAGGGCAUACUGCCUCAGUGCUAACAGCAUACAUCUGGUUCAUAGACACAUGAUUGCUGCAUACAAUAGCUGUAGGAUCAGAAGAGGCAUUAAGGGCAGUUAGAGGGACAUAAAUUAGGUUACUUACAUUGUGUCUACCAAUGCCCCUGGUAUAAGGUACAUUUGCUAAAGCAUUAUGAUGACUCAGCAACACAAUAGUAGGGAUUAACUGAGCUGGGCUUGGGUCAUUGAUAAAUCAUUGGCUCAACGCAGCCUUAUAAUGCUGUGAAAGGAUCCAGGAACCCAAAUGAUUUAGGUGGAUCCCAUCUUCCUUAUAAAACAUGUUUUGUUUCCAAAAGGUAUCUGAAUUGUCAACAAAAGUUACACCCAUUGAGCUGCAAUAAUCACGUAGCCAGUUGUAAAGAGAACGAAUCCUGCUAAAGCGGUCAAUGACACGAUUCAGAGAGGGCACAGUGGCUUCUGUCUGGCCACUACCAUAAAGGCCUGAUUAGUGGAGUGCUGCAGAGAUGUUUGUCCUUCUAGAAGGUUCUCCCAUCUCCACAGAGGAACUCUGGAGCUCUGUCAGAGUGACCAUUGGCUUCUUGGUCACUUCCCUGACCAAGGCCCUUCUCCCCCGAUUGCUCAGUUUGGCCGGGCGGCCAGCUCUAGGAAGAGUCUUGGAGGUUCCAAACUUCUUUCAUUGAAGAAUGAUGGAGGCCACCGUGUUCUUGAGGACCUUCAAUGCUGCAUACAUUUUUUGAUACCCUUUCCCAGAUCUGUGCCUCGACACAACCCGUCUCUGAGCUUUACAGACAAUUCCUUCGACCUCAUGGCUUGGUUUUUGCUUUGACAUGCACUGUCAACUGUGGGACCUUAUAUAGACAGGUAUGUGCCUUCCCAAAUCAUGUCCAAUCAAUUGAUUUUACCACAGGUGGACUUCAAUCAAGUUGUAGAGACAUCUCAAGGAUGAUCAAUGGAAACAGGAUUCAUCUGAGCUCAAUUUCCAGUCUCAUAGCAAAGGGUCUGAAUACUUAUGUAAAUAAGGUAUUGUUUUUUAUUUUUAAUAUGUUUAAUUAGUUUUGUCAUUAUGGGGUAUUGUGUGUAGAUUGAUGAGGAACUUUUAGAAUAAGGCUGUAACGUAACAAAAUGUGGCAAAAGUCAAGGGGUAUGAAUACAUUCAGAAUGCACUGUAUACAAUAGUAUACUAUAGUAUUUUUUCAUGUGGGUUGUCAUGCCAAUGGAGUUGGCAAGAGCACAAACAGAUCUGGUACCAGGCUAAUAUAGAGUGCCUUAAGAAAGUAUUCACACCCCUUGACUUAUUCCACAUUUUGUUGUGUAACAGCCUGAAUAAAAAAAUUAUAAAAAAUGUUUUUCUCACUCAUCUACAAACAAUACCACAUAAUGACAAAGUGAAAACAUGUUUUUAGAAAUGUUUGCAAAUGUAUUGAAAAUGAAAUAUAUAAAUAUCUUUGUAGUGACUGGGUGUAUUGAUACACCAUCCAAAGUGUAAUUAAUAACUUUACCAUGCUCAAAGGGAUAUUCAAUGCUUUUUUUUAAUCUACCAAUAGGUGCCCUUUGCAAGGCAUCGGAAAACAUCUCUGGUCUUUGUGGCUAAAUCUGUGUUUGAAAUUCACUUCUCGACUGAGGGACCUACAGAUAAUUGUAUGUGUGGGGUUACAGAGAUGAGGUAGUCAGUCAAAAAUCAUGUUAAACAUUAUUAUUGCACACAGAGUGAGUCCAUGGAACUUAUUAUGUGACUUGUAAGCACAUUUUACUCCCGAACUUAUUUAGGCUUGCCAUAACAAAGGGGUUGAAUACUUAUUGACUCAAGACAUUUCAGCUUUUCAAUUAAUUAGAUAUUUUUUUAAAGAAGAUAAUUCCACCUUGACAUUAUGGGGUAUUGUGUAUAGUCAUAAAAAUCUCUUUAAUCAAAUUUUUUUUUAAUUCUGGCUAUAACACAACAAAAUGUGGAAACAGUAAAGGGGUGUGAAUACAUUCUGAAGGCACUGUAGAACAGAUAUUCUCAAUAAUAAUAUUUUGCAGAAUCAAUCAAUUAUGCAAUAACCACGUCUGGUGUGUUUGAAGCACCCCGAAGCCACAUGCCUCUGAAAGAUCCUCAUUGCAUGAACAUGUUCAGUGUAUUUUUUUUAAAUGUGGGGCCCUGUUGAACUUACACUGGAGAAGUCUCCUUCCUCAAGAUGCUCAAACAAAAGGUUGAUGUCAUCUCUGUCAUUCAAUGCGCCAGAGCUCAAUGUCAACUGUGCCACUUAUUUGGGUUGGGGUAAGCAGCGACAAUGAUUCCUUCUACAAACAAAAAUACACAACAACAAAAAAGAACAGUGGCGCAUAUGAGUGAGUGACAUUGUAAUAGUAUUGGGAGGUUAGUCACCCAGACAAACACUGUGGUGGUGGUGAAAGGACACUGAUGUACUAUUAGCCUGGGUACUAGUCUGUUUAGUGAAAAGGAAAAGGUGCAACGCUCGCUCACCAUUAAAAAUGCAUUGUUUUAUUCAAGCAAGGUUAAAAGAUUAAUGUUUCGGCCUUCAAUUCUUUCCAUACUAGUCUGUUUGUGCCAUCAUGCCACUCCUUGCCACUCCUUGUCAUGUUUGGAAUGACAAGGAGUGGCAAGAUGGCACAAACAGACUAGUACCCAAUGUACUACUACUCAUACACAAACACAGUUUGUCUGUCAGCCUCCUCAGAUAAUGUGGGUAUUGAUCCUCAUGUGAAUUAUAGCUGACAUACAAAAAUUAACUAUUAAUUACGACAGCCCCCACCCCCCACAAUCACAUCCACUUCCACCUCACUGGCCUGGUUCACAGUGAUCUAAUUAAUUUGGCCUGAAAUAGACAGACAGAGCCCUACAUUUCUGCAAUAGAGGAGUGUCGGCCUUGGAUGUAUCCACUUGCAGUAGUAAAAAAAAAAUGUAGAAAAAAUAAACGUGGGGCUUACUUUUCCCAACAGACAAAAUGCAGGUGACACAGAAUCCCCAUUAGAGCCACCAAGAUAAGGUAUUUAUUUGCACAUUUAUGCAUUUCAACAACAAGUCCUCAUAAGAUUGCACAUACAAUCUUUACAAUAGCUCCCUUUAUAUGCAUCACUUAGUAUUAUACACCAUCAAGAACCAAGCAAGGUAGGCUACUGUAGAUCAAUAGUUAACUGCAAGAAAUCUUCAUAGCUUUACAAUGCAAAAUUAAUUUCAGUGCACUUUAUUAUAUAUUUGGCAAUGAUCAAAUAUACCACAUUCACUCAUGAUUUUCAUUUAUACAAGACCCAAUCAACAUAAAUUAAAUAUACUGAAAAACAUUAGUAACACCUGCACUUUCCAUGACAUAGACUGACCAGGUGAAUCCAGGUGAAAGCUAUGAUCCCUUAUUGAUGUCACUUGUUAAAUCCACUUCAGGGAAGGAGACAGGUUAAAGAAGGAUUUUUAAGCCAUGAGACAAUUGAGACGUCGAUUGUGUACGUGUGCCAUUCAGAGGCUGAAUGGGCAAGACAAAAAAUGUAAGUGCCUUUGAAUAGGGUAUGGUAGUAGGUGACAGAGACACCGGUUUGUGUCAAGAACUGCAACGCUGCUGGGUUUUUCACACUCAACAGUUUCCCGUAUGUAUCAAGAAUGGUCCACCACCCAAAGGACAUCCAGCCAACUUGACACAACUGUGGGAAGCAAUGGAGUCAACAUGGACCCGCAUCCCUGUGGAAUGCUUUCGACACCUUGUAGAGUCCAUUCUCCGAUGAAUUUAGGCUGUUCUAGGGCAAAAGGGGGUGCGCAACUUAAUAUUAGGAAGGUGUUCCUAAUGUUUUGUUCACUCAGUGUAUAUAGCAAAUGUAUAGGCAUGUCUGAAAUUCACAACCUUUCAUUCUAACAAUCAGAUUAAACAUAAAUACUGUAAAUGAAAAUCCAACAGCAUUUCAAUAUCAAUCAACUUGACAAAUGAUAUUUAACUUAUUUGAUGCAAUAGAAAAUACAUUAAAUAAAGCAACUGUAGAAGGAGAAUUCUUACAUUUUGCUUAUAUGGUAAUAGAAAUCUAUGAAGAAUUAAGCUGUUAUUAAGGUAGUAUUUACUAUAACUAUCUUUACUGAAAUUAAGCAUGAAUACCAAAACAUACAGUGGGGAAAAAAAAGUAUUUAGUCAGCCACCAAUUGUGCAAGUUCUCCCACUUAAAAAGAUGAGAGAGGCCUGUAAUUUUCAUCAUAUGUACAUGUCAACUAUGACAGACAAAAUGAGAAAAGAAAAUCCAGAAAAUCACAUUGUAGGAUUUUUUAUGAAUUUAUUUGCAAAUUAUGGUGGAAAAUAAGUAUUUGGUCAAUAACAAAAGUUUCUCAAUACUUUGCUAUAUACCCUUUGUUGGCAAUGACACAGGUCAAACGUCUCCACAAGGUUUUCACACACUGUUGCUGGUAUUUUGGCCCAUUCCUCCAUGCAGAUCUCCUCUAGAGCAGUGAUGUUUUGGGGCUGUCGCUGGGCAACACGGACUUUCAACUCCCUCCAAAGAUUUUCUAUGGGGUUGAAAUCUGGAGACUGGCUAGGCCACUCCAGGACCUUGAAAUGCUUCUUACGAAGCCACUCCUUCGUUGCCCGGGCGGUGUGUUUGGGAUCAUUGUCAUGCUGAAAGACCUAGCCACGUUUCAUCUUCAAUGCCCUUGCUGAUGGAAGGAGGUUUUCACUCAAAAUCUCACGAUACAUGGCCCCAUUCAUUCUUUCCUUUACACGGAUCAGUCGUCCUGGUCCCUUUGCAGAAAAACAGCCCCAAAGCAUGAUGUUUCCACCCCAUGCUUCACAGUAGGUAUGGUGUUCUUUGGAUGCAACUCAGCAUUCUUUGUCCUCCAAACACGACGAGUUGAGUUUUUACCAAAAAGUUCUAUUUUGGUUUCAUCUGACCAUAUUACAUUCUCCCAAUCCUCUUCUGGAUCAUCCAAAUGCACUCUAGCAAACUUCAGACGGGCCUGGACAUGUACUGGCUUAAGCAGGGGGACACGUCUGGCACUGCAGGAUUUGAGUCCCUGGCGGCAUAGUGUGUUACUGAUGGUAGGCUUUGUUACUUUGGUCCCAGCUCUCUGCAGGUCAUUCACUAGGUCCCCCCGUGUGGUUCUGGGAUUUUUGCUCACCGUUCUUGUGAUCAUUUUGACCCCACGGGGUGAGAUCUUGCGUGGAGCUCCAGAUCGAGGGAGAUUAUCAGUGGUCUUGUAUGUCUUCCAUUUCCUAAUAAUUGCUCCCACAGUUGAUUUCUUCAAACCAAGCUGCUUACCUAUUGCAGAUUCAGUCUUCCAAGCCUGGUGCAGGUCUACAAUUUUGUUUCUGGUGUCCUUUGACAGCUCUUUGGUCUUGGCCAUAGUGGAGUUUGGAGUGUGACUGUUUGAGGUUGUGGACAGGUGUCUUUUGUACUGAUAACAAGUUCAAACAGGUGCCAUUAAUACAGGUAACGAGUGGAGGACAGAGGAGCCUCUUAAAGAAGAAGUUACAGGUCUGUGAGAGCCAGAAAUCUUGCUUGUUUGUAGGUGACCAAAUACUUAUUUUCCACCAUAAUUUGCAAAUAAAUUCAUAAAAAAUCCUACAAUGUGAUUUUCUGGAUUUUUUUUCUCUCAAUUUGUCUGUCAUAGUUGACGUGUACCUAUGAUGAAAAUUACAGGCCUCUCUCAUCUUUUUAAGUGGGAGAACUUGCACAAUUGGUGGCUGACUAAAUACUUUUUUUCCCCACUGUAUGACUGAAUGAAUUGGUUAUGGUGUUAAAAACCUUAAAAACUCAUUUGAAAUGUAAUCAAAAGAAUGUUGCGGGCUGCUUUAAUCAGUGUGAGAUCAACAACUUUGAACCAGACUCAGACUUUGUCUGUGUCCCAAAUGGCACCCUAUUCCCUAUGGGUCUUGGUCAAAAGCAGUGCACUAUAUAGGGAAUAGGGUGCCAUUUGAGACGCACCAGUGUCUCUCUUCUCACACCUCUGUGUGGGUUGAGGAGUAUGAUGAGGAUGAAGAGGAAGAUGAAGAGGAUGACGUGUCUUUUUUACUCGUCUGACGAGUGGAACCUUCAGCGGCCCUGAACUGCCAGGUAACCUUCCUUGGUUGAUCAGUUACGGGGACUGUAACUUCCUCUGUCACUGGCUCUGUCACUGGUUUCACUUCCUCACAGAAUAGAUCAGACAACACUUCCUGCUCUAGUUCCUCCCACAGAUCCCAUGUUGGUUGUUUGAUUGGUUUAGACUUAGGGCUGGACUCGGCCUCAUCAGAAUCCCAGUCACUGUCUCCAACCAUGGAGCCGAGCACAAAGUCCACUCCGGACCCGCUGUCAUCGGAGGAGUCGGACUCCUUGGAACAACUAAUAAAGGAAGAGUGGCCUUCUGUGGCGAGCAGGUGGCACUCAGGACCCGCCAGAUACACAAAGCUAUCUGUUGAGAGGAAGUCACUCUCCUCAACGUUGGGGCAGAGCGGUAUGGAAAGGGAGGUUGAGGGUAUUGACUCAGUCAGAGAGGGGAGAGAGGGGGACUCCUCCUGUGCCAGUGAGACAGCAGGGGGCACAGACACAGCCAGGUAUACAAAACUAUCUGUAGUGACGAACGGAUCCAGGUCACUGCUGUCCAGGCCUGACUUCUUCCGUGGCAUCUCAUGUCUGGAGGGGGAUAAGGGGAGUGGGGAGUCAGUGCCCGAUAUGAUCUUAACACUCUUGUUCCUCGGUUUCAAUUCUGCCUGGUUUAAAGGGGUGAAAACAUCAUGUAGAUCUGGAUUAUCUGGCCCUUCAUUGUUGCUGGAUUGCAGCUCACCCAUUUCAGUGUCUUUCAUCAAAGGUGCGUCUUCCUCAAUCCCAUAUCCCUCACAGUGAGAGGAGCUCUUUAAGAGUGAUGGGUAGGACCACUGGAGCUCAGUGCUCUCCUCCCUCCCCCAGUCUUUAAAUGCCACCUCAUCUUUAUCCUGGUCCAGAGAUGUGUUGCUCCCCAAGUCUGACUCAGUCAAGGGUCUGUCACUACCAUCUGAGGCGUCGUAUUCCUGGCUGGUCUGACUGGGGUUCGACAUGAAGACUCCACUUGAAUCUGACUCCAAGGUCAGGUUGGAAUCAGGUGAACCGUCUUCCUUGACAUUUGUUGUCCCUGUUGAACACCCCAUGGCAAGGAGUUCCAGGCUGGGUUGGGUACUGCUCUGUUCAGGUUCAGAGACUGUUCCAGAAACAAUAGACUGCCCUGCUGUGAGCCGUGAAGCUUUCUUUCUCAGAGAAUCUGUCAGACAUUGUUCUGCCACAAGCUCACUUUCUACAUCCUUGGCCCUCCUCUCCAGCUCCAGGAGAGAGAGUUCAGAAGCAGCACUAGAGGGCGGGUGAGAUCCUUCAAACCCAGAAGGGGGUUUGAGCAGAGGCCAGUGCCUCAGAGAGCCAGUGUAAGACUCUGCGUCCCCCCAGCCUUCAUCCCACAGUGUGUUCACCAUACCGAGCACUGUGUCCCACUCCUCCACAUCCUCCCCCUCAGCACCACCACCCCCUGCUCCACCCUCCUGCUCCUUGCUUUCAGGAUCUCCCUCCUUUACACUUGACUCAGUGCCAUUGCUGCUUUUACAUUCUGUCUCCUCCCCUCCUUCCCAUUCCUCCUUUGGCUUUUGGAGAGUUUUUUUUGCAGAGUAGACCCUCCAAUUGUCCAAGUGUUGCUCCUUCAAGGAGUAACCUACCCUACCCAUCAACCCUACCAAGUUACCCUGGUGCUCAGAGAAAGGGGUGAGGCGGGGAAGGUUUUUUCUCUCCAUGGCACUAAGUGCCACCAGGGAGGGCAGAGGGGGAAGGAUAGGAAAGUUAUGGAGUGCACCACCUUGUCUAACAGUUCUCUUCCUUACAAUCAGCCUGCGAGGCCAGGUGGAUUCCAUAGGCUGGGGGCUCAGAGCACGAGCAGGAGCAGGUCCUGGGGAAAUCUGAUUGAGCAAGAGGGGGGUAGUGUCAUGGGGUGGCUCUGGGGAGAAGGGAGAAUCAUUGUCAAUGGCUGAGUCCAGUGCCUUCGUCCUCGGUGCAAAACCAAAAACCCCAACAUUCUCCUCUUGAGACAUGGAGCCCACUGAGUGGGAAACCGCUCUUUUAUUCUCAAUCUCUCCCCCUUUCUCUUUCUUUCUUUCUCUUUCUCCUAUCCUUCUGAGAUCCUCUUGAACACAUUGGAGGGCCGUGACAGAGAGCUGGGCGAGAGGGGGUUUGGGAGGUGGGUGAAGAGGCUGAGAGGGGGGUGAUUCUUCGAAGAUGAAGUUCUGAUGCUGAAACGGCAGUGGUUUGGCUGGGGAGUAGAACACAGGGGUGUGACAGCCAGAGGAGAGAGGUGACCCAGAGAAGGGUGAGAUGAGAGGGGAGGUCGUGUUGUGUUGUGGGUAGAAAGGAGUCAAGAAAUUCUUCUCCAUUACAUCGCCAGAUGAGAGUUCUAGAUGUUCAAGAUGCUUGGGAGGUGUUAGGACUUUCCAGGAGUGCCGGCCGUUGUCCCCUCUCUUGCCGCUGUCAUGCUGGUGUUGAUAAUGUCUCUUGCCACUGGAGGAGGAAUUUCCCCCAGGGGCUGACAUCAAGGAGACACUGGGGGACACUGACCUCCCCCCAAACCCCCCUGGGGAACGGCUGCUCUGGCCAGCUUCAACCAGCUUCAGCUGGUCAAAUAUCACCCUUUCGUCUAGCCUCCUACCCAUGGAAGGUAUGGGAGUUGUGGAUCGUGCCUCGAACGUGAUCAUGUCCCCGCAGGCACCUGCCCCUAACCGUUGGUUACCGUUGCUGGAGAAGUUGUUGUCCUGGCCUCCCCUGGAGAUGAUGGUGCUCUGAGCAGAGCCAUGGUCAAUCUGUUCAUUGAUACACAUAGUGUCGUAGAUGGAGCGCUGGGGGAUGUAACCGUCCUCAUUGUAGCCAUCCCCGUCCACACUCUUCUGAAGGCAGCAGGGGCACUGCCUGAAGCAACCCGGUCGACUAAGAGGCUUCCCCAUAGUGUUCUAUCCACCACCAGCAGAAAUUACUGUCAGUAAAUGUUCCAAAAAGAGUAGUCCAAAAAGAGAUGGUAAUUGAAAUAUACUAGAUUACAAGAGGUGCAGGGAGACAACUUAAAAAUUAGUAUGAUGCAUGUCAGCGCAUUCCUUUUCAUCAUGCAAUAGUCAGUUGCAAAUAUGAUAAAUAUUCAGCUUGCCAUCUGUAAAGUCUAUUAAAACCGCCUCUCUCUCCUCUCAAUAAUACCAAUAGAGGAGCUUGGAGAAAUUAUUUUUAGUCAUACAGAGGCAUAUUAAAGAACAAUUUCGCUCGCUUCCUCUGACAGAACUGCAGCCAACAACACAUAAACAGAUUUGCAAGGUGUUGAAUAGAGUUGCAGCUUCAAAAAAUAACACACGACUUCAACAUGAUUGCUGGGUAACUCACUGUUCUCUCUGUGCUGGUCCAUUCAGAACCCCCAAAGUAUUUCCCUUUGUCUAUCUCCGCAUCGCCUUCUCCUCAUACUAGUCUCUGCUGUCAUCAACUUCCAUCGUCCCCAUCAAUAAAUUAGUCAAAAACUUGUCAUUUCCAUGGUAUCUGAUUAAUCCACACCUUUGCUUGCAAUCCAGAAUACAGCCUUUCUGAAAUGAAGAAAUUAAAGGUUUAAGAAACCAUGUUAAUCAUCCUCGUCUGCUCAGAGACACUGAUUAUUUGACAAAUGGUCUCUUAUUUGAACACCAACGCACACUGCCCCACCUCCUCUCUCUCACCCGCUCUCCAUCUCUCGCCCUCACACAAUUGCAGAUUCCCCUCCCCCAUGUUUGUAAGGCUGCUUCAGGGCUUUUGUUAAGAGGUUUCUGUUAAAGACUAACUUUCUCUAUUUUUUUCUUUCUCUCUGUCCCCUUUUCUCUCGAUUUAGGUUUGACCUCUGUGGGCUUUGA